Messenger RNA from Exserohilum turcica Et28A, 1419 nucleotides. RefSeq lists its product as uncharacterized. The record is from RefSeq and is a predicted model, not a curated record. Bases 291 to 1127 code for a protein of 278 amino acids. The transcript has a single exon. NCBI's taxonomy places the organism in Eukaryota, Fungi, Ascomycota, Dothideomycetes, Pleosporales, Pleosporaceae.
GAAUUUGACCUCACUCUUUGCGCCUCCAUAAGAUUGAAGUUGACAUAAGCUGGGGAGAAGAAAACUCUUUGCUCCCAAGAACUGUCUACCCUCACCGCAUGGUCUGACGGUCCCGUAGCUCCGAGACAUCAUCCUCGCGUAAUAAUAAAAUUUUCGUCAUUGAUACGGCGCCCGUUUGGCCUCCCGACCGAGAAGCGAAUACGUACACGGACGAAGGCGUCGCGAUGGAUGCAUAGAGGCUCUCCUAAAGCGAUAGAAGUGGUCGCUUUGGAGAGCGCUGCGUAGGACCCAUGGCUCGCAAGAAAAAGGCGAUUGACCAUAUGGUCAAUCGCAUGAGCAAAAUGCGCCUCGUCGACGAGCAGGCCGCACACAAGCCGGCAGUCAAAGUCGAGAGGCGUAGCGAAGAUGCGCAAAAGGUUGCGACCCAGCCGUUCCGCUUCUUCGAUCUCCCGUACGAGCUGCGGCUGCGCGUCUACGAGGAGGUGCUCGUUUUCCCACGCACAAUCGAUCUCGAUCCCUCCAACUACAGCACCGUCGCGCCGGCCCUGAGCCUCUUCCUCGUGGACCGCCGCAUGCACGCCGAAGCCUCGCGCGUCUUCUACGGCCGCAACACGUUUCGCGUCUUCCCGGUUCACGGCCGGUACAUCAACCGCAAACACCCGCUGCUAGCAUGGUUCCCGCGCAAAUACCGCGAGCUCCUCACGCGGCUCGAGCUGCGGCUCGGCCCUGGCUUCACGAAGCCGCCGAAAUGCUGGGUCGUCGACAGCCGGCUGGGCCUAGCCGCCGCAAAGAAGGUAUACCGACUCAGCGUGUUUGUAGAAAUCGACCCGGCCUCCAAUGACGUCUUCGAGGGCUUCCGCGUCGCAAACAACUUCUACACGGAAUACUGCAUCAACCUGCUGCGCGGCCUGCUCGCACAGGUGCCGUCCAUCCACGACGUCGAGUUCGAUGCGUAUCCCAGUGUGCCCAGCACGAGUCCGCUGCUCGCCGGCUUGCUCGACGAGGCCCGGCUCCAUCAGAAGCGCAUUGCCUGGGGCCCCGAGAGGGGCUGGGACAAGAUUGUCGAUGGUGAUCUUGCGGGCGUGCUGCAGAAGACGGGACUACCUCAGCGCCGUGACUGUGCGUAGUUUUUGAUGGCGUACGUGGUAAUAUUUGCUUUGUGAUGCCUUUUUGUAAUAUAAUACUCUUUUCUUUUCAUGACGUGUACCAAUAUAUAUUGAACUACGGCUUACAUCAUCAUUACCAUCAUGAUUACAGUUUUGAUAUUUUGCUCAGAUAUUACGAUAUGUUUCAUUCCUCAAGAUCGAAUUGUUGUGUUUGUGGCUUCAAAGGAGGAAGCCCUUGUUCGGUACUUAUCGUGUCUUUAGUCUAGCUCGCGUGUACAUCUUCGCGGAUUCCACCUUUCAUGCUACUUACUCU